AUGAACUCUGAAGACUACGAUCUGGUCUCUCGAGAUCAAGGCCCACCCUCCGGAACCUCUCCUGAUCCUAGUGCCGCAACCUCCACCUCUCCGGCUGGACCUCCGGCGCUGUCACGCUCUUCGACGGCGGGAACGAAGAAAUGUUGGAUAUGUAUGAGCGACGCCACCGAAGAUGAUCCGAACAACCCUCCGGUUUGGCGGACGCCCUGCUUAUGCAGCCUGACUGCGCAUGAAGCCUGCCUUCUGGAUUGGGUGGCGGACAUCGAAAACCCCAAGAACGACAAACGAAAAAGUUCACAUCAGAUUCUAUGUCCACAAUGUAAAUCUGAGAUCAAGGUGGUCAGACCCAAGAGUUACGUUGUGGAUGGCUACCGUGCAAUGGACCGCGCCCUCGGAAGGAUGGUUUUACCAUGUAUCGCGAUGUCGCUUCUGGGUACUGUUUAUGUCGGCGCUUGGGUUCAUGGCUUCUACUCGGUGUUCUUGGUGUUUGGGGAGAAGGAGGCUCGACGCAUUUUUCAAGAAGCUAUGGUGCAUCGUUCCUGGCUCUUCGCAUACUCGAUGAUUCCUGUCAACCUGAUUUUCGCUCGCACCAACUACUCCGACUUUGUACUACCGGGUGGUACAUUGUUCCUCCUAAGCACCCAGAUUGGCGACAAAUCUGAGCUGGACAUGACCGUCUGGCCACCUCUGCCGAGCACCGUGUUUGCAUGUUUGCCUGCCGUGAGAUCGGCGUACAAUUGGUGUUAUCACAAAGCCUUCUGCGAUCUCAACAAAAAGUGGUUGGAUGAAGUGCAGCCCAGGCAUGCUCAGCGGGAGCCUGGACAAGGGGAAAAUAACGGUGACACGCUAGACGCUCCAGGCCAUGCGCAAGAAGAAGGUAUUGUUCUAGAAUUGGAAGUGAAUCUCAACGCCCAACCAGACGGUGAGGGUGGUGCGCAAGGAGGAGGUGGAAACGGAGAUAAUGGACAAGCUCGACCAGACAAUGGCCACGUCCACCAGAUACUGGGGAACGGUGGAGAUCAGCUGUUUGAAAGUACCUCUGGAAUCGGACAAUCUGCCUUGGGAGCAUUGUUCUUUCCCGCAGCGGCGGCAGGAAUAGGCUCCAUCCUCAAAUAUGUUCUACCCUCUUCAUGGGUAAAUGGUUCCAAUUAUACGAACGGUCGACCAGGCCUACUGGCGACAAAAUGGGGAAGAAGUGUGCUAGGAGGGUGUCUAUUUGUUGUGUUGAAGGAUGCUCUGGUGUUGUACUGCCGAUGGAAAUUGGCACAGGGUCAUCGAAAGCGACGAAUCAUGAACUAUGAUAAGAGAACGAAGAAAUACUGGCUUUGA
This is a messenger RNA of Rhinocladiella mackenziei CBS 650.93, 1329 nucleotides long. RefSeq lists its product as uncharacterized. NCBI's taxonomy places the organism in Eukaryota, Fungi, Ascomycota, Eurotiomycetes, Chaetothyriales, Herpotrichiellaceae. Gene Ontology annotation, molecular function: zinc ion binding. The transcript has a single exon. The record is from RefSeq and is a predicted model, not a curated record. Bases 1 to 1329 code for a protein of 442 amino acids.